AUGAUUCCUCGGCUGCAGGUGUUGGAGGGCCAGCUGGAGGUGCUGCAGGUGGAAGUGGAGGAGUUGGAAGACCAGGUGGAGCAGGCAGUCCAGACCUGGGCCCUGGAGGAGCUCCGCAGGCCCUACAGUCGCCUCAGCAGCCUGAACCAGCAGCUGCAGCACCAGGCGGCUUGCAGGGGUCAGAGGUUACAGGAAGUCCUCCGUCUCCACGAGUUUAGCCGAGAGGCGCUGGACUUGGAGGACUGGAUGACCCGCCAGAGACCGACAGCCGAGUCCCAGGACCUGGGCAACAACUACCAACAUGUACAGCUGCUGCGGGGGAAGUUCGAAGGUUUCCUGAAGCAUCUGGAAGUCGGAGACGAGAGACUGCAGAGCUGCAGCGAGCUGGCUGCUCCGCUGCUCCGCAACAAGCACCCACAGAGAUCUGCAGUCAGAGAGACGCUGCAGCGGCUCAG
This is a messenger RNA of Etheostoma cragini (Arkansas darter), 455 nucleotides long. Its product is annotated as spectrin beta chain, non-erythrocytic 2-like. Gene Ontology annotation, cellular component: cell projection; cell junction; cortical actin cytoskeleton. Gene Ontology annotation, biological process: actin cytoskeleton organization. The record is from RefSeq and is a predicted model, not a curated record. NCBI's taxonomy places the organism in Eukaryota, Metazoa, Chordata, Actinopteri, Perciformes, Percidae. Gene Ontology annotation, molecular function: actin filament binding. The annotation marks the transcript as partial. The transcript is spliced from 3 exons.